GAAAAGUCCCAGCCUGCAAGCCAACCGCGCUCAGCGGGCGACUGGCCGGAUCCCAGCGUGCUGCCCCUCGCCCAGCCUGCGAGCGCGUGGUACGAAGGCGCGUCUGCAUCCAUGCCCCAGCCGGGGGAGCUGGAGGCGCUCGCAGUCAGAGGCGAGUGAUGCUAGGCUGAGCGCGUGGCGGCCAGUGUCGUGCCCCGCUGAGCCAAGUACGGAAGGACAGCGGCGCGCUCCAGCUCUGCUCGCCGCGCGCAGGGCGGGGCGCGGCUGGGGGGCGGGGGGCCUGGCCGCCCGCUGGGAGCUGUGGACGAGCAGGCGCGCCGCGGACCCGAGGGAGAACACGGUUAAAGCAUUGCUAUCAACUGUGAACCCAGAGAGCCCUCCUUAGCCAACACGCUAACUCCGAAGCCUCCCUUACGUCUCCGAACCACCGAAGGCGGCGACACCUGAUUCAGCGCACAAACACAGGUCCCUUCUGUCCCGGAUACAAUUACGCGGCAGACACACACUCAAACUCGCGCGGGGCAGCCAAGAGACGAGCUAUGAAGUCUUACACUCCAUAUUUCAUGCUCCUUUGGAGUGCUGUUGGGAUAGCGAAGGCUGCCAAAAUCAUCAUCGUGCCGCCAAUUAUGUUUGAAAGCCAUAUGUACAUUUUCAAGACGCUAGCCUCAGCCUUGCACGAGAGAGGCCACCAUACAGUGUUCCUCCUCUCUGAAGGCAGAGACAUCGCCCCAUCUAAUCAUUACAGCCUCCAGCGCUACCCAGGGAUCUUUAACAGUACCACCUCAGAUGCUUUCCUACAGUCCAAGAUGCGGAAUAUUUUCUCUGGGAGAUUGACAGCAAUCGAACUGUUUGACAUACUGGAUCACUAUACUAAGAACUGUGACAUGAUGGUUGGCAACCAUGCCCUGAUCCAGGGUCUGAAGAAAGAAAAGUUUGACCUGCUGCUGGUGGACCCUAAUGAUAUGUGUGGAUUUGUGAUAGCUCAUCUUUUAGGGGUUAAAUAUGCUGUAUUUUCAACUGGCCUUUGGUAUCCUGCUGAAGUGGGUGCUCCUGCUCCAUUAGCAUAUGUCCCAGAGUUUAACUCACUCCUCACAGACCACAUGAACUUGCUGCAAAGGAUGAAAAAUACCGGUGUUUACCUCAUUUCCAGAUUAGGGGUCAGCUUUCUGGUUCUUCCCAAAUACGAAAGGAUAAUGCAGAAGUACAACCUGCUGCCAGAGAAGUCCAUGUAUGAUUUGGUUCAUGGGUCCAGCCUGUGGAUGCUGUGUACUGACGUAGCACUGGAAUUCCCAAGACCCACUCUGCCUAAUGUUGUUUAUGUAGGAGGAAUCCUAACCAAACCGGCCAGCCCACUACCAGAAGAUCUCCAAAGAUGGGUAAAUGGUGCUAAUGAACAUGGCUUUGUCUUGGUGUCUUUUGGAGCUGGUGUCAAGUAUCUGUCAGAAGACAUUGCUAACAAACUGGCAGGAGCUCUGGGGAGAUUGCCUCAAAAAGUGAUUUGGAGGUUUUCUGGACCCAAACCAAAGAAUCUAGGAAGCAACACUAAACUCAUAGAAUGGUUACCACAAAAUGACCUGCUUGGGCAUUCAAAGAUUAAAGCCUUCCUGAGCCACGGUGGUUUGAACAGUAUUUUUGAAACUAUGUAUCAUGGUGUGCCUGUAGUGGGAAUUCCACUCUUUGGAGACCAUUAUGAUACUAUGACCAGAGUACAGGCAAAAGGCAUGGGGAUAUUACUAGAAUGGAAGACAGUUACUGAAAAAGAGCUCUAUGAAGCACUAGUGAAAGUUAUCAAUAAUCCCAGCUACCGUCAGAGGGCCCAGAAGCUUUCGGAAAUUCACAAGGAUCAACCUGGUCACCCUGUCAAUCGAACUAUCUAUUGGAUAGAUUAUAUUAUUCGUCACAAUGGAGCCCAUCACCUACGUGCCGCUGUCCAUCAAAUCUCCUUUUGUCAGUAUUUUUUACUGGAUAUUGCCUUUGUGCUUUUGCUUGGUGCUGCCAUGUUAUACUUUCUCUUGUCUUGGGUGACAAAAUUUAUCUACAGAAAAAUCAAAAGUCUGUGGUCUAGAAAUAAGCAUAGCACAGUUAAUGGACAUUACCACAAUGGAAUCCUCAAUGGCAAGUACAAAAGAAAUGGCCAUAUUAAACAUGAAAAGAAAGUGAAAUGAGCCAACAGCCCAGGUGAUAGAAAUAAAUUGGUUCACUCAUUGAAUUUUUAUUGCUAUUAUUUAGUCUAACAGCUACUAAAGGUAAAACAUCAGUAAACAAUUCUAACAUGCCCUUAUGAGAUCUACUAAUGCAAUUCUGUGGAAUUAAGAUGGCUGUAAAAAGCACAAACCUAAAAUGCAGAAAUGUAUUUUAUUCAAAUACUGAUGUAGAGAGUUUUGGCACUGAACCUUUUAGAAGCCUUAAUUAUUUAAAUCAAUUAAGUGACUGUGUCAGACCUUAGUUUUAAAUCUUGAUAUGUGUGUGUCCCAGAUCAGGAAUGGUUUCAUUUUUCUUAAUAACGUGUGUGUGUGUGUGUGUGUGUGUGUGCGUCCUAAUUAAGAGAAUUUUUACUGGCUGCUUGUUACAUUUGUUGAGGGUACAACACACCCAAGAAUAAAGUAAAAGGAUAGUCAGGAUCCAGAUGUUUCUUUUCUAGCAUUUAAUAUGUGUGAACUCAGAACACUACUAUGAAAGACCAUUUUCCCCAAAAAACUGGAUGCAGAAGAAGAAAAAAAAAAAAGAAAUGGCACAGUUUUUUGUAUUUUUUGUUUUAGUUAUUUUUUUUUUGUUGUUGUUGUUUUUAUUGCUUUUCUUUUCUGAUAGAGUAUGGCCACUUCUGGGGGAAAAACAUAUAAUUAAGUAAAUGUAUACAAUGGUUUUCACAUUUUACUUUUGUUUUCCCACUACCAAUAAUUUUCCUCUGGAAGAAUUUUAUAAUUUUUUCUAUUUCAUUUUAAUGAGUAACAAUAUGUUAAAUGCAUAAUUAAGACAAAGCAAUGAAAUUCUGACUUUAUUCAAAGUACUGAAGAUUAUUGCUUCUAGGGCAUUUUUAAACAGCACCAUUGUAUUGUUGAAUGUUUAUGUAACUGAUGGCUUUUCUAUAAUGUAACUUUUGAAUGUUCAGGUGUUACAUUUCCAAAGUUUUACUUUUAAAAAACCAUCUUCUGAUCCCUUUUAUUGUCUGGGCCACACAAUCUAUAUUACAUAGGUGCCAACAUUUAAUUCUUUUAAAUGGAACAUUUGCAGUUUUCCAUAUUGGUACCUGCUUUUUCUGGAGAGGUUUGAGAUCUUGUUAACAAAUCAGACUUUACACUAUAUACAGACGUCACAGAUAAAUUGAACCACAUGUUUGUGAAAAUGAGUUCCUAUCUUCCUCAUUCCCUCAGCCCUCACCCCAGCAGCCUUUUCCGGUCAUUGUGGCUGACAUGGAACAGUGACAGUAUUCAUUUGAGAACAGGGAUGCAAGUCACAGACAUCAUAAAAUCAGGGCCUCCCUGCUGAAGCAUUCUCUAGUUGGCAACUAUGAAUUUAUUCCAUGUCAUUCUGUUUACUUAGCACUUGCACUACCCUUGUUGGUUGAGUGUAUGCUUUAUUUGUUUGUAGUUUGAAAUCCCACAUCUGAUAGCUGAGAGUAGGCAAAUACAACAUUUACCUAAUGUCAUUCACUAACAUGGAAGAGUUGUGAAAAUUCUAGAGUGCUGUAAAUCUUUGGCAUACACUAUGACAAACAACUUCAUUACUCUCCCACCAGGAGCUGCUCUCCUGCACUUAGAAAUAAUAUCACAAGUAGUUUUCUAAUGUACAAUGCAGACAAAUGUACUGCUCUCUGAAUACUUGAAGAAAUGGUAUUAUACAUACAUAGAAACCUAUUAGUUAUACCUUUUCACAAUCUUAUUACGAUGUUGCCGUUAAAAGGGAAAAAAGACACAGGCAAUGAAUGGUGGGAUAGUAAGAGGACUUAGAGUGUAUGAAUGAGUUGAUUUUACUUUUUUGGAAUUUGAUUAAGUUGACAGUAGGCACUGAUUGGAUGAUUAAGCAUAAGUUAAUCUCCACUGUGAUAAAAACUUAAAUAAUAAACAUGAUUUAAAAUAGA
Molecule: messenger RNA, 4078 nt
Organism: Nomascus leucogenys (northern white-cheeked gibbon)
Lineage: Eukaryota; Metazoa; Chordata; Mammalia; Primates; Hylobatidae
Gene: UGT8
Product: UDP glycosyltransferase 8
Molecular function (GO): UDP-glycosyltransferase activity
Source: RefSeq, a predicted model, not a curated record